ACGUGAUAGACGGAGGGUCACGAUUUCCGGCUUGUACCAGUGCUGUGUUUUACGAUAUCUUGGAAGAAAACUGGGGAAAAUUGACCACAUUUUACCAUUUUGGGCGAACAUUGACACAUUUUCCUCCGAUGGUUGGACAACCGAGGCCUCCAUAAAUGUCUCAUGGUGAGAACAUCGCCUCUCAGGUGAGCCAGUUGUCUGCCGAGGUGGAGCCCUUCGUGCCGUCGGCGCUCGCUCUCCCGACCUCUGACCCCAGCGGGGGCGCCCAGCCGCACGUUCUGCCCAGAUAUGUCACGUCCUGUUACCCCUUCGUACAGCCUCCAGAGGUGACAACUGAGGGUUACGUUCAAGAGGUCCGUUGGCCAAGUUCUGUACCCAACCCCCAGUACAACCCCUACCCACCCCUCUCACCACAACCCCCCCUCCCACACUACUACCCCCCUCACAAUACCCCACCACCACCAGGACCGUUUCUACCUCACCCCUCUCCUUACCCCCCUCCCCUGUAUGCAGGGUACCCCCCUCCCCCUCAUCUGUACCCACCCCCCUAUGGGACCAGGUCUCCAACACAACAGGUCACAAAACAGAAGACUCGAAGAAGAAGUGGCUCACGGUCAGUUCAAACUAAGAGCAUUGCUGUCCAGAAAGAGGCGUCCAGUAACAGCCCUGUCCACAACAGACAUAGAACUAUCAUCCUAGUGGAUGCUAGUCAGCAAACAGAUUUCCCAGACGAUAUUGCAGACAAGUCCUUACGAGACAAGCCCAGUCCGCUGCUGAGAAAGUCCAAAGCGCGCCGGCUGGCAAGUCGCAGACCACAGGACCCGUCGUCAACGGACUCAGAAGAAGACGAGGGCGGAAUCGACAGCGACUCUGGCUACAGUAGUCCCAAACACGGGAGGAACCAGAGCGCGAACAGUAGUACAUCAGAGGCCGCCACCGGGACUUGUUUUGUUCAACAGCCUGGUGCCCCACUAGAUUAUGCUGGCUACAUCCCACCGCACUACUACCAAGCCUACGGAUUCGCCCACCCUCAUAACACUCACGUAGGGCUGACGCACCCCCCACCACCCCCGGGAACCAUGAUCCGACAGGAAACAGCCAGCCCCAGGGGGAGGGGAAGGGGGAGGGGGGUCUGGGGACAGGCACCGCCCCCACCCCCUGGUGAAACGAAAGGAAAGUGGAGACAGAGAAAGAGAUCACCAAAGAACAGUGGAGGCAGGGAAAGAGAGGAGCACCCAGAGUUAGAUGGUUCGACCCUGCCGUCCUCUACGCCCCGUUCGGUUGCCAGUAGCGACGCAGAGUCUCUACAGUUCCAUGAUGAGAUGGAGUUUCCCAGCCUGGGGGCACCGCAGCAGUCUUCAACCCAGAACCCACCGGCACCCAUGUCAUACAGCGCUAUACUACAGACUGCUGCUCAGCCUAAGCAGUUGCCUGGUCCCCAGGAACCACUGAACCCAGCUACUGUAGUCUCUACUCCUGUGGAAGUGAAGAAAGAGGGGAAAAAUGCCCGGAAGAAGAGGAAAAAGGCUCUUCUCGCUGCCAAGGCUGCUGCAGAGGAAUAUUCAGAGAUCACUCAGGAACAGUCCAAACUUCAGGAGAUUCAGAAGAAGGCGUCCGGGAAGAAGAGUAAGCAACCGAUGCAGCUGGACCUGGGCGACAUGCUGGCGGCGCUGGAGAAGAGACAGCAGGAGCUGAAGCUUAAGACAGCUGCUGCUCCCGCCAAGACAGCUGCUGUCUCCACUGGAACAGUACCUGUGCAAGUUGCUACAACAGACAAUAAACAGUGGAGUGGUAAGAAGGAGGCUUCCCAUGUAAGUAUGCCUCACAACCCUCUGGACUCCCACGCUCCGUUAGUCAAGAGAGGCAAGGAGAGAGAGACUCCACACAAGAAGAAACCAAGUGCCUUAAAGAAGGUUAUCCUGAAGGAGCGUGAGGAUAAGAAGAUGCAGAAGUUGAUGGAGGACCAGGCUCACUCAGACGCGGAGACUGGCGAGGUCCCGUCCAGCACCGCGUGUUACAUCCCCUUCUCCAUGGAGGACUCCGACGGCGGGACGUCCCAGGAGGGUGAGAACGCCACAAAUUCCCCCCUUUCCGCCAAAUUCGAUCAAAUCACGCAGGACGGUAACGCGGCAGCGACAACAGACACGCUUAAACCAAUAGAACUCACAAAAUCCUCCGGGAAUACUGCAAUGGAGGAUUUCCAUGAUGAUGAUGAUGAUGAUGAUGAUUGGGAAAAAGAGCCCAAAACAAUGUCUGCACCUGAACCAAAGGAAGAGGAGUAUUAUGGGGCCUUGUCACAAGAUGACCACAGUUUCCGUGGAUCCAUGAGCCUGAGCGCAACAGGAAGUGAACUUUCACCCCUGAGCCAGGCGAUGUCACCAAUCAACUUCAGCCCUCUGUCGUCUGCAUCUCCGCUUUCCUCCGGCACGGGAAGCCCGCUGUGUGCGCCCUCGCCCAUCGGACCCAAAAUCCACAGCCGCCGUUUUCGCGAAUACUGUAACCAAGUCCUGGACAAGGAGAUCGACGCUACUGUCACCAUGCUGCUGCAAGAUUUGGUCCGCUUUCAGGACAGGCAGUACCAUAAGGACCCUAUCAAGGCCAAGGCCAAGAGACGUAUUGUCAUGGGAUUACGUGAGGUCACGAAGCACCUGAAACUGAGGAAGCUCAAAUGCAUCAUAAUUGCUCCAAACCUGGAGAAAAUACAGUCCAAAGGUGGUCUUGAUGAUGCUAUAGAGACCAUCCUGAACUUGUGUAUGGAACAGGACGUACCAUUUGUGUUUGCCCUGGGGAGGAAAGCCCUGGGCAGAGCUGUGAACAAACUGGUACCAGUCAGUGUGGUGGGAGUCUUCAACUAUGAUGGUGCAGAGGAACAUUUUAAGACGAUGGUGGAGCUGACCACGCAGGCACGUAAUGCCUACAUCGACAUGGUCACCAUCUACAGACAGGAGUGGGAGCAAAUGCAGGCGAUGAGGAAUAGCGGCCAGCCAAUUUACCCCGCUCAUCUCGGUCACUCUCGUAACCCGUCCGCCGCCUCUGCCGUCUCCUUCAGCAGCGUUCUGUCCGAGACAAUCUCUGAGUGUCACCCCGAGCAUGAUGGGGACAUCGAGGGGCCAAAGAUCAAAGUUGAAGAGGCAAGGGUCACAGAGGAGGUAAAAGUCAAAGGUCAAGUGGAGAGCCCCAAACAGGAGGUCAUGAAAGCAGAGCCUACAAAGGAACACAGUGAAAGUGAGAAUAACAUGGAAAGUGAGAGUUACUCUGACAGGGGGGACGUGGAAUCGGAGUCGUCAGAAGGCCCGGGUUCGGAGUCGCGUCGUUCGGAGCUCACAGAGUUCCCGCCGGCGUAUGACGACGUCCUGACCAGCUCGGCCGCCACGACGGUGGUGAACGGAGCGGAGAGCGAGGUGACGGAUGUGGUUGAAGAAGACGGGGAUGACGUGUUGAACACGUCGUGUAGCUCGUCCAAACUCCGCGUGCUCGACACGGGAAGGAUUGAGAGCUGGGUCGUCGAGGCAACCCAGUGUGUGGAGAAAUUAGAUCUUGAUCAACACGCUGAGGAGAAAACAGACCCUGAUCAGAAGAAAGAAUCUACAAGAGUAGAGAUCAAAGUAACUACAGAUCAGGACGCUUCAAAAGAACUCGGGGCAGAUUCUAAGCCAGAUGUCGACACCAGACCGGGAAGUAAGGUCACCCCUACAAAGCAGAUGGACUCUUCCACAGCAGACGAGCAGAACACAGCAAACUGUGACCUUAGCGAGCUGAAACGGAAUGUGCAACUUCAUCCCGAGGGGGGAGAGGUUUCAGAGGAAAGGGACACGAUAGCGAGCACGGACGAGGAUACGAGAGCGGGGCAAACUGGCGCGUUAAGAGAACCCACGGAGGAAACCGGCAAUUCCGACGGAACUGUUCCCAUGGAAAUAAACGCCAGAUAGCGGGAAUAUCAAAAUCAUUGUAAAAAAAAUGAAGGAAAGUUACAAUAUGGUGACGUUGUUACAAUUUGUAGAAUAUUUUCACUCCACAGUUUGAGAAUGGCAAAGCCAGUACUUUAUUUUUUCUAGCUCACUUUAUUUUGUUUUUGAUUUGUUAUAAAAUGAGGAGCUAUGUAAGUCUAUAGAGCAAGGACUUUUCACUCAAUAUGGCAUAAACACUAUAUAAAUUGUGGAAUACUGUACUUUAACUGUAGUAUUGUAGUUGGUCUGUUCAAUAGAAUCUCAUGCCUACUAUGAUGGCAAUAUAAAAUAGAUCAUUUUGCAAUGGCCCUAGGCACAACUGAAAUCAGGUUUGGUGAAAAUUUGAUUGUAUGAAAAAAAUGUGAAUGCAGAAAUGUUUUUUUUUUCUUUAAUACAGGGCAUAGGAAAUACUUGAUGUUGAAAACCUCUUUGACAAAUGAUAUUCCUUGCUUGAAACUCAUGUUGCUUGUUUCCUUAGUUUUGCACAUGUUCAUAUUUUUGUCUGGUCACACAUGUAUCUGCCACCCUGAAGAAAUGUGUCUAUAUAUAGAGAUCUCAAAUACAACAUCCCCCAGUAUAACACACCUCUGUAUAAUAGUUUGUAUACUUGGUGGAUGCUGCACUGGAGAUCUUUCAAACAGACUCUUUCAAUGUGGCAGCUGCAUGUAUAUGUACAUGUAUAUAACCUGGUGGUUAAAUGUUAAACAUUUUUGCUGUCUACACCUUUGUUACAGUUUGAUCAUGCACUACCCUACCACGCGUGGCUUUCAACAUAAAAAAUCUGCAAAAUAGUACAACUAAUGUAAAUACGGUAUGCAGCAAAUAGGAAACAAAGAAUGGAAAAUAUUCCUCAAGCCUCGCCCAGUCAAAUGACCUGAGAUCAAGUUUUGCUAACUAAAGGCUUUGCAUAUGUUGCUUUCCUAACUAAAUGAUAGUGAAGAAAGUUUAAGAACUAUUUACUUGAAUAGGGAGACGAAGAAAAAAUUAUGCUGGAAGCUAAAUGAAAGAGAUCUGAAAAUUCAGAAAUCUUUUUUUCACCUAUCAUAUUUCUAAUGGAAUAACCCGAAAUCAUGUACAUGCACUGUAGUGAUGUUACCCUCGCCUGGUGGAAGAAACCAUUUUGGAAUCAUGGGGAGGAGAAAUUUGAAGAUGAAAAAUGGUGGUUAUGAUUUCAGGCUGUACAAUUUUUGUAAUUCAAGUUGUUCAAAAUUGUUUUCCAUCGUGUGCUUAGGGAUUCAAAACAGUUUGAAUAGGUUAGUGUGUUGUCCCCACUAAGCUCUAUGUAUUUGCUGCUUUGCUUGUCCAACUUUUGUGGUGGUUUUAUUUUUGGGCUCAUAGAUAUGCAUUUGCAACAUAUUACUACAGUAAAACAGGUUUCAACCGUGAAUUGAAAAUUCAUCGAAAAUAACCUUUUUCCUACUACAGUGAAAUAAAACCACCGCAAAAGUAAAUGAAUUCACAGUUUAGUAGAAUGCUACCCUCAUAUAGAAACAUAUCCUCGAAGAAUGAAUCUUGUUGUAUUAGAAGCACUGCUAUCCAGAACAAUAAAAUGUACCCAGACUUUUCAGUAAGUUACAUGAAGAGAAUCAAGUUGCACAAUUUCUUGUUCAACAUUUUUAUAUUUCACUUCCUAAACCAUAGGAAAGGAAAUAUAUUGUUUUUAUGUCAUUUUGUUCCUCAGCAGUUUGUAACAUAAGACUAUAGAAAGCGAUAUGUAUAGAUAGAGUUUUUUUGUCUUCUUUAUAAGUGUGUGUGUUUCUCUAGAUGUAUAAAGAAUAAUUACAUUUUUUCUGUUUAAAUCCACCCUAUGUCCAUUAAAAUUGCAAAGUGUAAUACAUUCUUAUCAUAUGAGAACAAAAAAAGUAUCUGGCAAAAUUAUUCAAAUUUGUGAAACUCAGGCACUAAUAGAGUAUCAUACAUUUUUUUUAUUUUACAAAACAUGAACACAGGGUUGUAUGUAUUUUUUCAUCCACCUAUAAUACACUACAGGAA
This is a messenger RNA of Branchiostoma belcheri (Belcher's lancelet), 5939 nucleotides long. RefSeq names its product selenocysteine insertion sequence-binding protein 2-like. Gene Ontology annotation, molecular function: mRNA 3'-UTR binding; selenocysteine insertion sequence binding; ribonucleoprotein complex binding. Lineage: Eukaryota; Metazoa; Chordata; Leptocardii; Amphioxiformes; Branchiostomatidae. The coding region runs from base 156 to 3929 and encodes 1257 amino acids. Gene Ontology annotation, cellular component: ribonucleoprotein complex. The transcript has 17 exons. Gene Ontology annotation, biological process: selenocysteine incorporation. The record is from RefSeq and is a predicted model, not a curated record.